AGAUUUGGUUAGUACAAAAACCUGUUAGUUUGGGCUUCCUGUGCUAAAUCUCCCAGGAAGCACUUCGCUCCUUGUAAGUCGCAAAAUGCCUUGCGCGCAUUACAUCGUUCUUCUUUUAUCGUGAACACAACCACCAAUGGCGGACUCAGAACCAGCCGGUGGACGAGGAGACUUCCGUGGAGGAUUUGGCGGUAGAGGCCGUGGUAGGGGACGGGGACGUGGACGCGGUCGCGGAAGAGGCCGUGGAAAGGCCGAGGACAAAGAGUGGGUUCCAGUUACUAAGCUUGGACGUUUGGUCAAGGAUCUGAAGAUCAAGAACUUGGAACAAAUCUACCUUUUCUCUCUCCCAAUCAAGGAAUUCGAGAUCAUUGAUUUCUUUCUUGGUGCUGCCUUAAAAGAUGAGGUCUUAAAGAUCAUGCCUGUGCAGAAACAGACUAGAGCUGGACAGCGAACAAGAUUCAAGGCCUUUGUUGCCAUUGGAGAUAGCAAUGGACACGUUGGUCUUGGUGUCAAGUGCUCCAAGGAAGUGGCAACGGCCAUCCGUGGAGCCAUCAUCCUGGCUAAGUUGUCUGUUAUUCCAGUUAGGCGUGGCUAUUGGGGUAACAAGCUAGGUCAACCCCAUACUGUACCUUGCAAGGUGACAGGAAAAUGUGGCUCAACCCGUGUGCGUCUCAUCCCGGCACCCAGAGGUACAGGCCUUGUUUGUGCUCCAGUGCCCAAGAAGUUGUUGCAGAUGGCAGGUAUUGAGGAUUGUUACACAUCUACCAGAGGACAAACAGCUACUCUUGGAAACUUUGCCAAAGCAACAUUCGAAGCCAUUUCCAAGACCUACUCCUAUCUGACACCAGACAUGUGGAAGGAAACGGAGUUUGCCAAGACUCCCUACCAAGAGUUCACAGAUUACUUGGCUAAGAACCAUGUAUCAGGACAGAAGUCUGCACCAGCUGAUGCAGCUCCUAAAUUUUAAACUGUCCAGUUGGAAAUAAAAACUGUUAAUAAAUUA
Molecule: messenger RNA, 1003 nt
Organism: Actinia tenebrosa (Australian red waratah sea anemone)
Lineage: Eukaryota; Metazoa; Cnidaria; Anthozoa; Actiniaria; Actiniidae
Product: small ribosomal subunit protein uS5
Biological process (GO): translation
Cellular component (GO): cytosolic small ribosomal subunit; ribosome
Molecular function (GO): structural constituent of ribosome; RNA binding
Source: RefSeq, a predicted model, not a curated record